AUGGCUAUUUUACAACAUUCUCAUCAGCCUGAUUCUGCUCCUCAGUAUGACCUUAUGGCUUCUGCCAACUUUGCUGGAGCAUCUGGCCACAUGACUUAUAACAAAGAUCUUCUAACCAAUAUUACACCUUUUCCUAUUCCUUACCUUGUCACACUUCCUAAUGGAUAUAAAGGCCCUUCUCUGAAGAUGCCUCUGGAGCUUGGUAAACUAGAGGAUGGGCUUUACAAGUUUGUCUGCACUAUUGCAUUCUCUUCUUCAGCUCAAAAUGUUUCUCCCGUGCCUCUUGCAUAUUCUUUACCUCUUACUUCUCCCACUCUUGAUCCUAUUCACCCCACUCCUGAUCCUACUUCUCAUGUGCCCUCUUCCCCUUCUAUUCCUAUUUCUGCUUCACCUUCUCUUUCUCCUGCUCCUAUUCCUUCUCCUGUUUCUGACUCAACUCCUCCAUGUGUUAUUCCUUCCCCUGUUCAUACUACAACAGCUCCUCCUCCUGUUGUUGGUCCACUCAGAAGGUUUGACAAACCUCAUACCCUUCCAUCCCACUUGACUGAUUAUGUCUGCCAAUUGCCACCCUCAUUCUCUUGCAUCAGUCCUUUGACUCCUCAUGCUAUGUUUGAGCCCCCUACUUAUUCCCAAGCUGCACCUGUUCCAACUUGGCAAGAUGCUAUGAGGAAAGAGUUUGAGGUCCUCGAGACCAAUUAG
Nicotiana attenuata is the source of this 699-nucleotide messenger RNA. RefSeq names its product vegetative cell wall protein gp1-like. NCBI's taxonomy places the organism in Eukaryota, Viridiplantae, Streptophyta, Magnoliopsida, Solanales, Solanaceae. The transcript has 4 exons. The record is from RefSeq and is a predicted model, not a curated record. Bases 1 to 699 code for a protein of 232 amino acids.